Molecule: messenger RNA, 2295 nt
Organism: Lithohypha guttulata
Lineage: Eukaryota; Fungi; Ascomycota; Eurotiomycetes; Chaetothyriales; Trichomeriaceae
Exons: 3
Coding region: 1-2295 (764 amino acids)
Biological process (GO): cellular response to amino acid starvation; positive regulation of TORC1 signaling
Cellular component (GO): Seh1-associated complex; nuclear pore outer ring
Molecular function (GO): structural molecule activity; protein binding
Source: RefSeq, a predicted model, not a curated record
AUGAAUGAACGGGGACAGGCUACGUCGUUUGACCAACCAUUCGAGCCUGGUCACUCAGAUCGCCUUACAGUACUGGAGCUAAACAAUGACGGUACAAAACUUCUUACAGCCUCCGUCGACCAUCGAAUUGCAGUUUAUGAGAUUGAUAGAGCUACUUCAAAGCGCAAACAGCUCGAUGUGUGGACAGCCCACGAUGCAGAGAUUAAAGAUGCAAAGUGGUUUCACACAAGUGUCGGCACAUAUUUCGUCACCAUCGCUAAUGACCUACAAAUGAGAAUAUGGACACAGGAUGUCUAUCAAGCACCGAUGUCUGGCCGACGAUUUAAGAGGAUAGCAGUGCUCAAGUCGGAACAACUGGUGCCAUUCUCAGGCAUUGACGUCAAAACUGUCGGCAAUAAUACUUACAUUGUGGUAACAGACCGUCAAGGACUGCUCACGCUGUACGAACCUACAAACCCUGACGAAUUCAAUGAAUGGACCGUGGUAGAUCAGUUUUACGUCUACACUCCAACUCCUUCCAGAGCAGACCACACCUCCUUUCGAGUGCAGUUCGAUCCUAAUCCUCUACCCCUACCAUAUCAGCUCUCUCUGGACGAUGACCAGGAUCAAAUCUCAAUUGCAGUCACGGCUAUGAAUGAUCUGAAAAUAUACAGAUCGUCAACGGACAUUCAUGCAAUCAACACUAUAAAGACCUCCCAGCAAUCACACAACGUGGGACGAGGAGCGUCGUAUCGAAUUGCCCUUUUCGAAGUACUCAAGCUUUCUCCCACAAAGACGCAAACACAGACUUCGGCCGGAACAUUGUUGCGAGACUUGGCUUGGUGUGCUGGCAACUUUCGAGGAACCGAUAACGUAGCUGUGGCGUGCAUCAACGGAACGAUCACGGUAUAUGAGGUUGCUGUUCGCUCGAAAGAGCUGCGUCAUACCCAGGAUGCCCCAAUAGCAACUUCGAAGCAAUAUCCACGUCCCGCAUUGCAAUCGCACCAGUCAAAUCUCACAUCUGCACUACAUCCCACAACGACCUCAUCCGACUCUACACAAAAAGCUCACUCACGAGAAGGUCAUCCUUUCCUAUACAGCCACUCCGUUGUGCCAUUGACUGUCCUUGUACAUGCCCAUGCAGAUGCCUGGUCUCUUUGCUGGGAUCCUAGUGGACAGACAUUACUCAGCGGCGGCAGUGAUGGGAUUGUCAAGAUGUGGAAGAGAGAUCUGACUGGUAGUGGUUUAGAAACUUUCGAGCUCUUUGCCGAGCAAGCUGGAGAGGAUACAAGCGACCAGGACAGCAUGAUCAGAAAAGGCAGCUUCGAGAUCAAUGCCAUCAUAGUUCCAUAUGGAACCAGCAAAAUCGCCAUAAUCUAUGGCGUAACGUUCACCUCGCUUGCGAGCAACCGCGAUUUUACUGGCGCUUCGGACGCGGUUUCAAGUUAUGGCCGAGCCUUCAGUGUCCUCCAGGAUGCGCAAGGGGACUCGGAGCUGCAUCGAGUGUGCGAGGAAAGGAAUCUGGUAUGUGUGCCACAAACGCGUACUUCAGUCUCAACGGUGGCAUCAAAACAGAGUUCGGGAGAUCGGCUCACGCACUUGGAAGCCGAGCUGCUACAUAUAAAGAGAGCUCUUCGUACAGUGGAAGCCAAACUUAACAUCAAUCACUCAAGCUUUCUGGAGCACACUCCACAGCCACCAAGCUCAGCUGGCACAUUGCAGGAGCCAUCUGGGAUCGACACUUCUGAAGACGACGAUACCUCUGAGAAGGAUGAGAUCUUGAUAGACGAUUCUAACUCGCGCAUGAGAAAUCUUUUUCAGAAUGAGUGGCUCAGCACAGAUGAUCCUUAUGCGACGCACCUUACUCGAACAAAGGCCAAGAAGAGUGGAGAUUACCUUCUGGUUAAGGCGCGAACAGCCUUGCAGACGCUGAUACCUUCUAUAGAAGAUGUCAGGAUACUUGCGGACCACGUCACGGUCUGGAGUGAGAUCGCAAGGGAAAUGUUCCCUCCUCUCUCGGAGAAUUUGGUUCCUAUAGCUCAAUCGAAGCAACAGAUCAUGUCUCAAUACACACAGAUCAGACAACCGGAUGCCGACACUUGGAUGUUAGCACAAUGGUUGCUGGCAUUGGCAAUGACUGCUCAGCAGAUGCCACAUGAAGAAGAGCAGUCUACUGAAUUGAUCAAAACUGUCGAGAGGCGUUAUGCCUUUGCCGAGAUGUUGACAAACGCGGUUGAGCAAACCUUGCUUUCACAUGAGAGUCUUCUAGGAACACCUCGAGGUCUCGAAACUGCAAUGCAGUUUCUUCGGCUGUAA